AUGAUGACCAUGAGCUCCAUGUCGGACUCCCUGGUGCCGCCCGACCCGUCCAAGUCCGCCUUCCUGGAGUUCGGCGGCCACGGCUUCCCCGGCCACCAGCAGCACUCCCCCGGCCUGUCCCACAACCACUACCCGGUGCACGGGCUGCACGCCGUGGGCCCGGCGCAGCACGACGGGCCCUUCUCCGCCGGGGCGUCCUCGUACGGCCGCCCGCUGGGGUACCCGCCGUACCACAGCCCCGUGAGCGCGCACCACCCGGGGGCCUACCUGCCCUACCAGCACGGGGGGCACGGCGGCGCGCUGGGCCACAGCAGGCUGGAGGAUGGAGAGCAGGACAAGCCCACGACGGUGAUCGAGAACGGGGAGGUGCGUCUGAACGGGAAGGGAAAGAAGAUCCGGAAGCCCCGGACCAUCUACUCCAGCCUCCAGCUCCAGGCGCUCAACCAGCGCUUCCAGCAAACCCAGUACCUCGCCCUGCCCGAGCGGGCCGACCUGGCCGCCAAGCUGGGCCUCACGCAGACCCAGGUGAAGAUAUGGUUCCAGAACAAACGAUCUAAAUACAAGAAGAUCAUGAAGAACGGACCCUGCGGACCUGAGGGAGACCACCUCGCCCCCCCACAGCCCUCCUCCUCCUCGCCCUGCUCCCUGUGGGACAACAGCAUGGUGGCCAAAGGUGCCCCGGUGCACUCUGGGGGAUAUAUGAACAAUUUUGGACUCUGGUACCCUGCACACCAGCAGGACUCCAUGCCAAGGACUCAGAUGAUGUGACAGACAGGAAGCAGCAGGGGACACUUCCUGUCACUUCCAGGACACGUGAUGGAUUAACGCCCGGCUGCAGCUGGUCAGCACACGGACCUGGUUUAGAGUGUGAGCCGCUCUGGAGGCUUGAAUCCACGGGUUGUUACCAGAUACUGUGUGUGAGGGGGAAAUGGAUCAAUCAGAUAAUAUUCAAACAUAUAAACAACCUUUAAAGUAAUAAGACUUAAGUAAUAAGUUGUAAAAUAUAUCUUUAAAUUAAAAAAAUUCAUGAAAUAUUUGGUGGCUAUAAAUACCUCAGAGGCUGAAAAUGGCCUUUUCAAACUAAAGCAACCUGUGUCCACAGAGCUGUCCAUGUUAGCAGUCAUUAGAGCACAUGUCACAUGACCACUCACGUACACUGGGCGUGCACGUGACGGUUUAAACAGUGAAGAGAACAAACAUCUGAAUCUGUAAAGUAGAGUUUCACUGAGCAGCUGUUUGAGGAGACUCAGGCUCAGAACCUGCUUCUCCAGGUCGGAGGUCAUGUGAUGAGUCAGUGAAGGUCGUGACCCCGUGGUCCUGCUCGUCCAGAAUCAAACACAGAUUCAAACUUCUCUGUUUCAGCUUCUCUGAAUCUCCGGAGUUUGAGCUUCAGGUGAAUCUGUUUCAGAGUCGAUGUGUUUUCAGGUGAAAACGUGGUCGUGUGGAUGAAGAACUAAAAACACAACUGACAAAUUACAUUUAAACUGAAGAACCUUGAUUUUUUUGAUUCCAUCUUUAGCUGCAGAUCUUUUAAACACUCAGCUGGUUUCUGGCUCCAGAGCCGCUCCACACGUUCCAGGUUUCAUUUCCUCUGUGUUUUCUCCGGGUUCCAGUCGAUCGGAGAGUUUUGGGUUUUCAGGGUUUUCUUCUUGCAGCAGUUCUUCUUCACUGAACUUCACGGAUCACAGAACCCUGCGGUUUGCAAACGCUAAAAACAGAUCAAAUUAAAUAAGGAAUAGAAUUCACUUCUCUCCAUUGUGUGUGUUCUAUAAAUCUGACGGGGGUUUGUGUGGUACAAUUAUGGUUCAGGCCUGUAAAGAGUUAUUAUGAGAGAAAUGGUUGCAACACUUUUAUGAUUCUUAUAAAACCCUUUUUAAGUUUGUAUGGUAAAAACGCACUGAACGAUCUCAGCUACUUUAAUGUAUUAUUGAGUCUUAAUUGAGUCAAAUUAUAUAUAAAUAUAUAAUGUAUUUUGUCAUUAUAAUAAAAAAAAAUCUAAAAUAAGAUCAAACCAAAAAGAAUAUUCCAGACAUUUAUCUGAAAUCAUUCAUGUGCUGAUGUUGCGGUUUUCAGAAUUUAAAUAAUUUACUAAAUUAGAAUUCCGUGUGCGUCCGGCGCCGUCUCGUGUUCUGUCCCCGACACUCGUCUCUGAGCUGGGGACAGAAGACACUCGUCUCUGAGCCGGAGACAGAAGACACUCGUCUCUGAGCCGGAGACAGAAGACACACGUCUGUGAGCUGGGGACAGAAGACACUCGUCUCUGAACUGGGGACAGAAGACACUCGUCUCUGAGCUGGAGACAGAAGACACUCGUCUCUGAACUGGAGACAGAGGACACUCGUCUCUGAGCUGGAGACAGAAGACACUCGUCUCUGAGCUGGGGACAGAAGACACUCGUCUCUGAGCUGGGGACAGAAGACACUCGUCUGUGAGCUGGGGACAGAAGACACUCGUCUCUGAGCUGGAGACAGAAGACACUCGUCUCUGAGCUGGAGACAGAAGACACUCGUCUCUGAGCUGGGGACAGAAGACACUCGUCUCUGAGCUGGGGACAGAAGACACUCGUCUCUGAGCUGGGGACAGAAGACACUCGUCUCUGAGCUGGGGACAGAAGACACUCGUCUCUGAGCUGGGGACAGAAGACACUCGUCUCUGAACCGGGGACAGAAGACACUCGUCUCUGAACCGGGGACAGAAGACACUCGUCUCUGAGCCGGAGACAGAAGACACUCGUCUCUGAACCGGGGACAGAAGACACUCGUCUCUGAACCGGGGACAGAAGACACUCGUCUCUGAGCCGGGGACAGAAGACACUCGUCUCUGAGCCGGAGACAGAAGACACUCGUUUCUGAACUGGAGACAGAAGACACUCGUCUCUGAACUGGGGACAGAAGACACUCGUCUCUGAACUGGAGACAGAAGACACUCGUCUCUGAGUUGGGGACAGAAGACACUCGUCUCUGAGUUGGGGACAGAAGACACUCGUCUCUGAGCUGGAGACAGAAGACACUCGUCUCUGAGCUGGAGACAGAAGACACUCGUCUCUGAGCUGGAGACAGAAGACACUCGUCUCUGAGCUGGAGACAGAAGACACUCGUCUCUGAGCUGGAGACAGAAGACACUCGUCUCUGAGCUGGAGACAGAAGACACUCGUCUCUGAGCUGGAGACAGAAGACACUCGUCUCUGAGCUGGGGACAGAAGACACUCGUCUCUGAACUGGAGACAGAAGACACUCGUCUCUGAGCUGGAGACAGAAGACACUCGUCUCUGAGCUGGGGACAGAAGACACUCGUCUCUGAACUGGGGACAGAAGACACUCGUCUCUGAACUGGGGACAGAAGACACUCGUCUCUGAACUGGGGACAGAAGACACAUGGACAGGGUUCUGAUGGACUUUUAAUGAUGGAUCUGUCAACUUUUUAUGUUAUAUUGUUAAUUCUGCUCUUUUCCUGUCAGACCUGCGACAGGAAACUAAACUGUUUUAUAAUAUAUUGACUUUUGUCCGGCUGUGCUUAUUUGAAAUAAACCCAGUUAUUAUUG
Messenger RNA from Pleuronectes platessa (European plaice), 3541 nucleotides. Its product is annotated as homeobox protein Dlx4a-like. The record is from RefSeq and is a predicted model, not a curated record. Gene Ontology annotation, molecular function: RNA polymerase II cis-regulatory region sequence-specific DNA binding; DNA-binding transcription factor activity, RNA polymerase II-specific. Bases 1 to 768 code for a protein of 255 amino acids. The transcript is spliced from 3 exons. Gene Ontology annotation, biological process: embryo development; negative regulation of transcription by RNA polymerase II; cell differentiation. NCBI's taxonomy places the organism in Eukaryota, Metazoa, Chordata, Actinopteri, Pleuronectiformes, Pleuronectidae.